Molecule: messenger RNA, 1029 nt
Organism: Pochonia chlamydosporia 170
Lineage: Eukaryota; Fungi; Ascomycota; Sordariomycetes; Hypocreales; Clavicipitaceae
Product: 4-hydroxyphenylpyruvate dioxygenase
Exons: 1
Coding region: 1-1029 (342 amino acids)
Source: RefSeq, a predicted model, not a curated record
AUGUCUCUCGGCUCCUCGACCCUACACUCUCUUGAUACGAAACUAAAAGUCGCAGCCGCUAAGGGAUUCCUCGGCGUCGAGCUGUACUGGGACGAUCUUUUCCAGUACUCCCUGCCAAUACGCAAUACAAUAUCCCCACAUACCUUGCCAGAAACGACAGAAAGCAGCUUGGCCGUCCUCCUGGCGGCAGCAGAUAUCGCCAAGCUAGCUGCCGGCCUCCAUCUGAAGAUCAUAUCGCUUCAGCCAUUCCGCAAUUUUGACGGCUUAAGGAAUCCUGACCUUCGAGAGGAACGCCUAGCUGAGUUUAAACUCUGGGUAGCUACAGCUCGCCAGCUUGGCACCAAUGUUAUCGGCGUGCCGAGCACGCUGCCAACUGUUAAGUCGGCCGAUUACACUGGGAAUCGUGACGCCGCUGCGGCAGAUUUAGCGGUAUUAGCGCGGCUCGCAAAGAGACUAGGUGUCCGCAUUGCCUACGAGAACUUAUGCUUUGCAGCACACGUCAAGGAUUGGGAACAGGCAUGGGAUAGGAUACAACUCGCCGGCGAGCCUAAGCAACUGCUCUUUCUCCCAGACACAUUUAACAUUUGUGGCCAGACAUAUAUGAAUCCUGAGGAUCCAUCUGGCAGAACACCUGACGGGGCGGUUAACUUACAAGCCUCGCUCCAGAAUCUCAUCAACACAGUUCCUAUGCACAGAAUGCCAUUGCUGCAAGUUGCUGAUGCGGAGUUACUUGACUCUCCACUCACGUCGGACCACCCGUGGCGUAAGGAGACCGGACUUACGCCGCUAAUGGCCCUUAGCCGGAAUGCCAGGCUAUUCCCGUUCGAGGAGACAGGUUACUUGCCGGUAUUGAGCGUUAUUCAGGCGCUUGUUAGUGCUGGGUGGGAAGGCUGGGUAAGCAUGGAGGUGUUUUCGAGGACUACGCAAGUUGAAGGUGAAAGGACGAUCUGGGAGCAUGCAGAACGUGCGUGGCGGAGUUGGGAAAAGCUGGCGAAUUUUAUGGGCUGGCAAGUCCAGCCAGUGGCGUAG